CCCUCCCUCUCGCCAAAAUCAGCCGCACCUGAAAAGCGGUUCCAAGAAGUUGGGACGCAGAGGAUGAUCGGUGGUGGGGUGUGUUCAGAGGGCUUCCUGAGGGGAGGGAGAAAAAUUCCUGAGGAAGGGUACCGCAGGAAUGUUCUGCCAGUACCGGCACUCGGGUAAUCGUGGACGGUGCAAAAGGAAAGAAACAUGAUAUCGUGCUUCCCUACCGCUUUCGUAUCAUACAUACCAUACCGGCACGCGCGUGUAAGUAAAAGCAAGGUAUAAGUACCCAAGUAUCCAGAGGAUGAAAAUAUGUGCAUCCUGUGAUUCUUGUCUACCGUAUGGUACUGCUCAAAGAGAACCCCUCUUCGCCGGGGGCUCCAGAAAACAUUUCGGCUUAACUCAGGCUGCGGCGUCGCUGGAGGGGAUAAACUGGGGGGAAGUCGGCCCAUGUAAUGGACAGCAGGACAGAACCACCACCAGGGACGAGAGAGUACCCGCAGGGUACAGGCAUUACGUUCGUACAAUGUAUUUUACAAAAAGGUGAAGUUAUCAUACAAGAUGCCUCCUUGGCCGUAAUCCCAGGUAAUUGUGACAGGCACCAAGCCAAACGCGGUUUCUUGGCAACCCCACGAGCCUCAGACCUUUAAAGGUUCGGUCUUCCUCAAAUCAUGAGGUCCAGGGUUAGGAUUCGCGCACUUGUUUACCACAUUUCCCAACUAAAUGUGUUUAAGCCACAGAGGGCCGCCUCUGUGGGCAGCUGGAGACACCGGGGUCCGACCUUAAGCGCGAAUGGACACACGUUGGGCCGGUAAAUUCGCAACAAAUGGGGGGUGAAGGUCUGAAAACGGUCGUUCGACGGAGCCAUGGUGAACAGCACGGCAUUGGUUCUUCAAGACGACUUAAGCUAUAAAACAUUAUAGCUUGUCCAUCCAGCCAUACGGAGGUUGUCUGCAUGAUACCAUGCCCCAGUGAAUCAAAAAAAGAUUUGUCUCCUGGACAUCCUGACCAUGGCGAUAGGAGGUCCAAGAUUUCGGGCCCGGAAUCAGGGCGGGGGGGCUGUACCGGUAUGUGGGCUGUCCUCGAGUACCAUUACCCCAAAUUCUUUCCAGUCGAUCAAAAAAAGUAACAAGAAGGCCAUUCAAACUCAAAUUAUCCCUAUUCGAAUAAAAUACCGUAAAUAAAUAAAAAAAAGCCAGGGAGGAAGGGGAAGCGGCAUGAGCUGCUUGGCUGUGACGAACUUGAACCGCAUACUCGGGGGAAAGUGAACUCCGCUCUCCAUCCAGCUCUCCCUUCAUUUCCACUCAGAUAAAUAAAAAACGUUACUGCUCCGCAUGCCGGCCCACUCUGUCCUCAUUUCUAUUUUUCCUGCAGUACCCUCACAGUCUACCGGUCGCUUGCAGAGCUUCUGAGUCCUCCGUCUCCGAUACCGGUAUUCGCUGAUUACCGUGCCUCGACUUGGUGUCGUCUGAGCGUUCCAACCGUAGGCGGGAAACACACACGGACACAGACUGGAACAAGAACGGACGGACAGCGAAAAGUCAGACUGGAGGACAGAUUGGUGCCUUGCCUACGUGGAAUUACAGACCUGCGGUACCUGGCUGCCGGUUAGUGUGUGGUGGGAGGGAGGUGAGAAAACACCUCGCGAGAUUUUUCUCCCAUCGGUGGUCCAUCCUAUUUCUCAACACUUCUGGAGACCUCUUUCAGCUUCAGUUGUCUGCUUGGCUUCAACAUUCUGCAUCCUCACAAAAGAGUACCUGCUGUGUUCUCCCUUUUUGCUACUGCAUUUCGGUAGACUGCCGAAUCACCGUCAGCUGUUCUCUUUUCAACCCCCCACCUAACGGAAAAAAAUAAGGGAAAAACAAAAAACAGGUUUUUCAAAGCUGGGCGUGUUUUCCCCUCUAUAAGCAGUUGUCACUGCUGUUUGUGACAGGAUGGUGCACAUAAACCUCCCCUCACGUCUUGGACGCUCAAAGACCAGUGCAUCGAGGAAUAGCUCUAAAAACGCCUCACCGAUCCCCAGCCGGACCGGGUCACCAAAACUCAUGAACGACAGUACUCUGGUUUUGAAGGCCACGGUGGUCCAGGUGAGCUGAUUCCGUGUGACCGCGUAUAUAAACGCAAUGAAGACGUUGCUGACGGUGGGGAAAACUGUCUAGGGUCGAAACUUGGCUCCAAAGGACAAGAAUGGAUUCAGUGACCCCGUAAGAUUUCUCGAUUUCCUCCACUCCCUAGUCACUUUCCAUAGAAAGUGGACUAAAUUACGGACCGCUCUAGUAUCUCGUUCUCUCUUUAGGGGAUUACCGAUUCCAAACAGAGGCAAUUCAGAAAACACUCGACCCGACAUGGAAUGACACCUUUGAGAUGCCCCUUAGCGGUGUCAGCACCUCAACGGUGUCGUGUGUAUGUUGGGAUAAGGACAUAAUCGGGAAGGUAGACCGCCCUGUGAUUACCCGCUUCUGGAGUGAUUAAAUAUUGACGCGUUCCCGCACAACUAGGACUAUAUGGGAGAAUUUGAGGCCUCGCUGGAGGAUAUGUUCUUAAAUGGGGCGGUCAACCCAGAGGUCCGCAAUUGUUCCAUCCAGCAUGGUAAAAACGUCUCUAAUGCUUCGUCGGUUACAGCCUCGAUGGUUCCCGUUAAAAUCCAGCCGCAAGAAGGCUCAAAUUUCUGGCGAGAUACAGCUACAAUUUUCUUUGUCCGAUAGCUCAAAUGAAGCUGCUCCGCCUGAAGAAGUUGCGGCAAAAUGGCAGGCAUGGCAGGGCAACUUCGUGACAACUCCAAAUCCUAGCGGGGAUGAUCAGGACCCUCUCUCUCAGGAUCUUGGAGAUGAGCUCCAAUCGGAAGACGAUGACGAAGUUGGUGACACGGACAGUAUUAUGGCAGGGAAGAAGACAAAGAAGAAGGGGAAGAAGAAGGGGAAGAGAAUUAAGAAAGGUGGCCACUACGAGCUCUUUAAUGGGACUGAUGUUGUUGGCGUCAUCUUUCUGGAGAUCAAUUGCAUCACAGAUUUGCCCCCAGAAAGAAACAGUCAGUUGGCUCAACACCCCGCUAAAGAGAGCAAUUCUGACCAACACAGUGACACGUACCGGGUUUGACAUGGAUCCCUUUGUUGUUGUCUCUCUUGGAAAAUCGACCUUUCGUACUCGACAUAUCCGACAUUCACUAAACCCCGUAUUUGAUGAGAAAAUGGUGUUCCAAGUUCUUCGACAGGAACAGAAUUAUAGCUUGAACUUCGCCGUUGUGGAUCGGGAUAAGUUCUCAUCAAACGACUUUGUAGCCCAAACCAACUUUGCACUAAAGGAGAUCAUUGAAACCCAGCCGUCAGCAGACCCAGAGACUGGAUUGUACAAUCUGCGGGAACCGCUCAAGGACGAGAACUCGGUAAGCCCUAUUUCUCCUGGGUUGAAGCCGGGCAAUGGAAGCAAGUCGCGAUUCCGUCUCCCUCUACCCAGGUCUACAUCAGGAACCAGUUUAUCCGCUAAGUCCAAUAGCCGGGCUGAGCUCAGUCGUAAGACUUCCUCCACCUCUCUGCAAAGUACGCUUGAUACCCUGCCCCUGGGCGGAGAGGAGGCAGCCACAUCGCUAUCUGGGAACAAGGCCAUCCCCGUAAAUGAUACGACUGAGUAUGAUCUAAAGCAAUUUAAAUUGUUGCUCCCAUUGAAGAACAAGGAGAGAUGGGAAGACAAACAUAACCCUGAGCUUUUCAUUAAGGCCAAAUAUGUCCCGUAUCCUGCCUUAAGGCAGCAAUUUUGGAGGGUUAUGCUACGUCAGUAUGAUGCCGAUGAUAGUGGUAUGAUCAGCCGUGUCGAGCUUACAACUAUGCUUGACACGCUCGGGUCAACACUGUCGGCACACACCAUCGAUAGCUACUUCGAAAGAUUUAGAAAUCAAAACGGGUACGACAGCUUGGAAAACACCGAGUUAACGGUAGACCAAGCAGUUAUCUGUCUUGAGGAUCAGCUUUCGUCAUCGACACCAAGGACACCAUCGCAUCUCACACCGCACCUACGCCAGCUGCCAAUCCCUGGAUUGAAGGAUCGCGACAAUGAGCGAGACGAUGCAUCGCAGAAGUCAUUAGACACAAGCACUGGCUCAGAAACUCCUGACCCCCGCAGCAGCUCCGCUGUAUCUUUGCCCAAGAUACAAACCCAGCCUGUUCUUGGUCCUGCAGGCGAGGAGGGUCUGCUGCUUGGGGAGAACGAUCUUGUGGAUGAGAAGGCGGAGGAGCAUGUGAUCCAGCUGAAGGAAUGCCCACUCUGUCAUCAGCCAAGGCUCCACAAGCGUUCGGAGGUCGAUAUCGUCACACAUCUGGCGACCUGUGCAUCACAAGAUUGGCGACAGGUUGACAAACUCGUCAUGGGAGGGUUUGUCACAUCAAGUCAAGCACAGCGCAAAUGGUACUCUAAGGUUUGUACAGGAUCUCGUGGUUUUCCAAUGGCAUGGGACUGAGAUUCUGCAGGUCAUAUCAAAAAUUUCAUACGGAGGUUACAAACUAGGCGCCAACUCGGCCAACAUCCUAGUCCAAGACAGAAUAACUGGGCAGAUUCAAGAAGAGCGUAUGAGCGUCUAUGUCCGACUUGGCAUCAGAUUGCUCUACAAGGGUCUUAGUAGCAGCAGUAUGGAAAAUAAAAAGAGUACGGUAACCCAAAUCUCCCAGCUCUACGCAUAACAGGAACACUGGUUUAUUGAUUUUCUAAGUCAAAAAAUUACUUUAUUCCCUUAGUGUCAAGCAGGGCAAGAAGUUUGACAACCCAGCCUCCUCUCGCGACAUCAAAGGCUUUAUUGCUUUCCAUCAGCUGGAUUUGUCCGAGGUUCUACUACCACUCGAUCAGUUCAAGACGUGAGACCCUUUCCCUAUGUUGUCCUGCCGCCUUUAUAUUGAUAUGCGAUAGAUUCAAUGAAUUCUUUUAUCGAGCCCUAAAGCCGGGUGCCCGCCCGUGCUCGGCACCGGACAACCCGAAAGUCAUUGUCUCACCUGCAGAUUGCCGGAGCGUUAUGUUUAACAGGAUCGAUGACGCAACCAAGAUAUGGGUCAAGGGUCGGGAGUUUACAAUUGCAAGGCUUCUCGGGAAUGCGUAUCCGGAGGAUGUUAAGCGAUAUGAGAAGGGUGCUUUGGGAAUAUUCAGACUUGCACCUCAAGAUUACCACCGGUUUCAUCACCCAGUUGAUGGUCUCAUGGGAGAACCUAAGCUUAUCAAGGGGGAGUACUAUACUGUCAACCCUAUGGCUAUCCGCUCAGCGUAGGUGAUCCCAAACCUGCCCCAUCGCGAAUUUAGUUAACUUUAAUUCUUAGCUUGGACGUUUAUGGGGAAAACGUCCGCAUAUGUGUCCCCGUCGAUUCCCCAGAUUUUGGUAGGGUUAUGAUCAUCUGUGUUGGGGCAAUGAUGGUCGGGAGCACAGUCAUCACGGCAAAGGCGGGACAACAGGUCAAACGAACCGAUGAAUUAGGAUAUUUUCAAUUCGGUAUAUACCACUCCGCGGGCCCUUCGAAACCAGAACCAGAGAUGUGACUAAUACAUUCGAUAGGUGGAAGUACCAUUGUCCUACUAUUCGAGCCUGGAAGGAUGGUUUUCGACGAUGAUUUAGUUAGUAACUCGAACACAGCCCUCGAGACACUAAUCCGCGUUGGGAUGUCCAUUGGGCACAGCCCGGGCACAGCCAUGGUGUCCGAGAAAAAAGAGAACGUUACAGAAGAAGAUAAGAUGGAGGCCAGAAGACGUAUUGAAGGCAGCCUAGCGCCACCUGCCAAUUAGGUAUGUGGCCUGUAUGCAAUCCCGCAACCGAACAAGCCAUUCUGAUUUGCUCUUAGACCAGAACAGAGUGAUGCCCUGGGAAUGGAUAAAAAUUAUGUGGAUAUUUGAUUGACUAGAGGCGCAUUUAUAGGAUGAGGGUUGUGAUUGUCCUUGUUUUUUUUUCUUUUUCCUUUCUUUUUUGGUUUGGAUAUAUCCAAGUAGCAACCACACCAGAUCGCUCUGGUGAUGGGAACAUUCAACAUGAUUCAGCGAGGUUAUCUUUCAG
Molecule: messenger RNA, 6007 nt
Organism: Tuber aestivum (summer truffle)
Lineage: Eukaryota; Fungi; Ascomycota; Pezizomycetes; Pezizales; Tuberaceae
Source: the annotation of a GenBank genome assembly